Armigeres subalbatus is the source of this 4267-nucleotide messenger RNA. RefSeq names its product dynamin (gene shi). The transcript is spliced from 15 exons. Gene Ontology annotation, biological process: receptor-mediated endocytosis. Gene Ontology annotation, cellular component: cytoplasm; microtubule; plasma membrane. NCBI's taxonomy places the organism in Eukaryota, Metazoa, Arthropoda, Insecta, Diptera, Culicidae. The record is from RefSeq and is a predicted model, not a curated record. The coding region runs from base 212 to 2746 and encodes 844 amino acids. Gene Ontology annotation, molecular function: GTP binding; GTPase activity; microtubule binding.
CACCUUGCACAAGUAUGCUUCUUGCAGAUCAAUAAUACCAAAAUCACCAGUGGAAGACGGGACUAAAUAUUUUAUUUUAAUUUAAACAAGUAAACUAAUAGUGAAAACAGUAGAAUACGUUGAAAAAAUCGGAGAACAUUUGUUGGGGAUCCGGGGAAGUAGUUCAGCAGUUCAAAGCUCCACCCAGUCCGACUGGAAAAAAAUUGGAAACAUGGAUUCACUCAUUCCCAUUGUCAAUAAACUGCAGGAUGCCUUCACCCAAAUGGGUGUUCACAUGCAGCUGGAUUUGCCACAAAUUGCCGUGGUGGGUGGACAAUCCGCAGGAAAAUCGUCCGUACUGGAGAACUUCGUUGGCAAAGACUUUCUUCCUAGAGGAUCUGGUAUUGUUACCCGAAGACCACUGAUCCUACAGCUCAUUAAUGGAACCGUUGAAUAUGGAGAAUUUCUUCAUCAGAAAGGUAAGAAGCUUACCAAUUUUGAUGAAAUUAGACAAGAAAUCGAAGCGGAAACUGAUCGCGUGACAGGAAGUAACAAGGGUAUUUCGACCAUUCCAAUUAACCUUCGGGUAUAUUCUCCGCAUGUUUUGAACCUUACUCUUAUUGAUCUGCCUGGUUUGACCAAGGUGCCCAUCGGAGAUCAACCAGCAGAUAUUGAAAACCAAAUCAAAGGGAUGAUUUUUCAAUUCAUUCGGAAGGAAACAUGCUUAAUUCUGGCCGUUACCCCAGCCAACACUGAUUUGGCCAAUUCAGAUGCUCUUAAGUUGGCAAAAGAAGUUGACCCACAAGGUGUGCGAACGAUUGGUGUUAUCACAAAGCUAGAUUUAAUGGACGAGGGAACUGAUGCUCGGGAUAUCUUAGAAAACAAACUGUUGCCGUUACGCCGUGGCUACAUUGGUGUUGUGAAUCGUUCACAAAAGGACAUUGAAGGUCGGAAAGACAUCCACGCAGCGCUCAGCGCGGAGCGUAAAUUUUUCCUGAGUCAUCCGAGCUACAGACACAUUGCCGAUCGAUUAGGAACGCCUUUCCUGCAGAAAGUGUUAAACCAACAAUUGACCAAUCACAUCCGGGAUACUCUUCCUGGAUUACGAGAUCGUCUUCAGAAGCAAUUGCUGACCUUAGAGAAAGAUGUGGAGCAAUUUAAGCAUUUCCGACCAGAUGAUCCAAGCAUCAAAACAAAGGCUAUGCUACAAAUGAUACAGCAACUGCAGUCCGACUUUGAACGAACCAUCGAAGGAUCUGGCUCGGCUUUAGUCAACACAAACGAGCUAUCUGGUGGAGCCAAAAUCAACCGGAUAUUCCACGAACGGUUGCGAUUUGAAAUAGUGAAAAUGUCUUGCGAUGAAAAAGAAUUGCGUAGGGAAAUCUCGUUCGCGAUUCGCAACAUUCAUGGUAUUCGAGUGGGGUUGUUCACUCCAGACAUGGCUUUCGAAGCCAUAGUUAAGAAACAAAUUUCGCAAUUGAAGGAACCCAUUUUGAAGUGCAUAGAUUUGACUGUUCAAGAACUGUCCAAUGUUGUAAGAAUUUGCACAGAUAAGAUGGCUCGUUAUCCUCGGCUCCGAGACGAAACCGAACGUAUUAUAACAACUCACAUAAGAAAUUGCGAACAACGAGCCAAAGAGCAACUUUUGCUGAUGAUUGACUACGAACUCGCGUACAUGAACACCAAUCAUGAGGAUUUCAUCGGAUUCGCAAACGCUCAAAACAAGACAGAAAGUGCAGCAAAGACAGGGACACGCAGUCUUGGAAACCAAGUGAUACGCAAAGGGCACAUGUGCAUUCAAAACUUAGGAAUAAUGAAAGGUGGUUCUCGGCCGUACUGGUUUGUUUUAACAUCGGAGAACAUUUCCUGGUUCAAGGACGAGGAUGAAAAGGAGAAGAAGUAUAUGCUACCACUUGAUGGACUUAAGCUCAGAGAUAUCGAGCAAGGAUUCAUGUCUCGUCGACAUACGUUUGCAUUGUUUAAUCCUGAUGGUCGCAAUGUCUACAAGGAUUAUAAACAAUUGGAGUUAUCGUGUGAAAGCACUGACGAUGUCGACUCGUGGAAGGCAUCAUUUUUACGUGCUGGUGUAUACCCAGAGAAGGAUUCAUCGGCAAAUGGCGAAGAUGAUGAAGGAACAGAGGAAUCAAGUGAUGUAAGAGAGACAAGCUCCCUAGAUCCACAGCUAGAGCGUCAAGUUGAAACCAUCCGCAAUCUGGUGGAUUCAUACAUGAGGAUCGUCACAAAAACUACUCGAGAUAUGGUACCUAAAGCUAUUAUGAUGCUCAUUAUCAACAAUUGCAAAGACUUUAUCAACGGCGAAUUGUUAGCACAUCUCUAUGCUACUGGAGACCAGGCUUCGAUGAUGGAAGAAAGUCAAGAAGAAGCUCAAAAGCGAGAAGAAAUGCUUAGAAUGUACCACGCAUGCAAAGAAGCUCUCAGGAUUAUUGGUGAUGUUUCGAUGGCAACCUUCUCAACACCUGUACCACCUCCUGUAAAGAACGAUUGGCUCUCGAGUGGCCUAGAUAACCCCAGACUAUCUCCUCCUAGCCCAGGUGGCCCGAGGAAAAAUGUUCCUGUGCAACAGGGUUCGUUGGGGUCAGCCGGUGCUCCAGCUGGCACUGGAAGAGGGCCCCCACCAGCUCCUACGAGCGCAAGGCCAGCACCAGCCAUUCCUAACAGACCUGGAGGUGGAGGAGCUCCUCCUCUACCACAAGGUAGACCUGGCGGUCAAGCCCUUCCGGCUCCUCUCAUUCCAUCGCGGCGUUAAACGUACACCAGAAUAGUCUUGCAAAAUCGAUAUAAAUUCUACUACCAUAACUACAUUUAUGUAAUCUGGCUCCAAAUUGUAGUUUCUUCCGAAGGAAAUUUAGGAAAACAACGUAUAAUAGUCUAAAAUAUCAUGGUUAUAUCGAAACUAUUGUAAAUUUACAGUUGGAAAUGAAUGAUCCACAACAAAAAAGCCUGUAGAACAUAUUAUUUCGCGAAAUCCAACAUCUAAAAGUUCAAUGUACAGUACUCAAACAGUGUUAAUAAGUAGACAAAAUAAAUGUAAUAUAAUGGAAGAUGAAAAUAGGCAUAUAUUAAUUCUAACCUUUAAAUGCACAAAAAAGAAAAACAAGGAAAUCGGCAUCGAUAUAGACACAAAAUAAUAUUGCAACUAUUCCUAUGAUUGAGGCGUUUGAAGGAUUAGAAAAUAAUUUUCUGUCUUGCAAAAUAAAUGGCAGUUUUCAAUCUUGGAAAAGAACUUAUCAUCGAAACUAGAUUAACCAUUUUGGACCUGCUGAUUCGAAACAAAUACUUGAGUAAACAAAGAUCAAAGAGCAAGCAUUCCAUAAAAAUGUAUUCUGAGGUUGUAAGCUGCCUCUCAAUAUUAACAGCUUUAAGUGAUAGUACGUUUAAUUAUUCUAUAAAGUAUUCUAUUUGAUGUAGUCUCUCUUUUUAUGUCUUGUUUUUUCAUAUACAUGAAAACAGUUAUUCCUCGUCAUUGCUCUCAUAAAAAUUUCACCUUCGUUACACACCUGUGCUGGCUCAGGUCGUAGAAAAGUCCCAGAAAAGUUUUGUCGAUUUUGUUUUACUUUAAAAAUUAAAAUCCUGGUUAUAGCUUGCUGUUGCCUAGAAAACAAUAAAACAAUUGGCUACGUUCCACGAGUUGGGUUUCAUUUGUGUGUUUAUAUUCAAUUCGGCAAAUGAAAAAUCUCAUAGAACAUCAGAAUUCUGAAAACACGAUGAAUAUUUCGAUGGUAAUUAUCCAUGUACAUAAAAUAAACUAUAAUGUGGAAAUCUCUAAAAAUCAUUUAUCAAUACAAUCAAUAUUCUAGAAAUUUCUGUAUAUGCUCCAAUGCGUUGGAAAACACAAGCGGUGCCCUCUUUGGGUAGAUCCACAAAAUAUGUCACGCAAAAAUUGGCGAUUUUCAACCCACCAUCCCCCAAUGUCACACUUUUUGUAUUAAGCUCUAGAAUUUUUUUUAUGAAUCGUCACGCUGCCACCGUGACGUACUUUGUGGAUGGCCUCUUCGACUUGAUACAAACUGACAUGGGACUAUUAUGCGAAUUGAGGUAGUAUAGUACUUCCAUUUUUUUAGUCUUUCUGUUUAGCCUUUUUAGGCUUUUUGAGUGUAUUUACGUUUUUGAAUAGCAUCAAACGAUAUUUAUAAUACUCAGAAAUUGAACAGAGACUAAAUAUGAAACAUUCAAUUUAAACAGCAUUUAUCCAUAUCCACAAGAAAACUAUAAUAUUAAGCAUUGUAAUAUAGAAUACAAAUAAAAAUAUUGCUAUUGUGUUCAGAGA